AAAAAUUAAGUUUGGUUGAAGAUUCUCAAAUUGUAAAUAGCAAGUCAUCUUUGGAACAAUCUCAAUUUUUGCUUACUAGAGGUACUUUUUAUCAAAAUAAGCAUGGAAAAACAGAAUCUCACCAUAUUUCAAUACCUCCUGAUUCACUUAAUAAUACUUAUACUCCAAUUAGAGAUAUUCUUCUUUAUUUAUCUAAAUUACAUGAUUUAUUAUUUUUACAAUAUCUAUUGUUUUAUAAAACUUUUAAAAGUCAAAAAGUUGCUAGUACAAAAGUAAUUGAAUAG
Dentiscutata erythropus is the source of this 284-nucleotide messenger RNA. The record is from the annotation of a GenBank genome assembly. Lineage: Eukaryota; Fungi; Glomeromycota; Glomeromycetes; Diversisporales; Gigasporaceae.